Molecule: messenger RNA, 1567 nt
Organism: Brassica napus (rape)
Lineage: Eukaryota; Viridiplantae; Streptophyta; Magnoliopsida; Brassicales; Brassicaceae
Product: DNA-directed RNA polymerase III subunit rpc6
Exons: 1
Coding region: 120-815 (231 amino acids)
Biological process (GO): transcription by RNA polymerase III
Cellular component (GO): RNA polymerase III complex
Source: RefSeq, a predicted model, not a curated record
CUUUUCAUCUCCAAGAAACUAAACUAGAGGUAAAUUGAAUCUGAUCUUCCCUCAAACGCUGUUGUAUCUUGAGUGAGUCUAUAAAGAUUAUCUGUGUGUUUACAGUGUGAUUAGAAAAGAUGAGUACACGAAGACGCCCAGCAGCGCCGAGAUCAUCGUCAAGUGGUAUGACGGAAAACGAGAAGAAGAUCCUAGGCUUUAUACGUAGCAAGCAAGGCAUGGGUGCAACUAAAUACGAGAUUACAGCAGGGACAAGCAUCCAACAAGCCCUCGUAACAAAAGCCACCACUUCUCUCAAGAAGAGCAAACUCAUCAAAGAGGUUUCAAACAAAGGGGGCAAACACUUUCUUGCAGUGGAGUUCGAGCCUUGUAAGGAGCUACAAGGUGGGGAUUGGUACGUCGAUGGAGCUCUUGACGUUUCCAUGAUCGAAGAUCUCAAGGAGAUUUGUGUCAAUAUACUGGAGAGGCUUAAGCAAAAGGUUGUUACACUUGAGGUUAUAUGUUCGUGUUUUCAAAAGGCUAGUAGAGAUGAGUACAAGUUGAGUAGAGAUCAGACUAAGGUGAUACUCGAUAACUUGGUUUUGGAUAAUGUUAUCAUGGAGGUGAAGAGCAAUGGGUCGAGUGAGCAUUCCGCUUUGAGAAUCGGUGAAGUUUGGUAUAAACUGAUCGGUAAAAAAUCAGGUGGUGGUGAAGCUAGAGAUGGAGCUUUUGCUUCUAUACCUUGUGGGGCUUGUCCACAUAUAGGGCUUUGUACACCUGAUGGGGCCAUCUCUCCAACAACAUGUGUUUAUUAUCAGAAGUGGUUAGACUUUUAGCUUCUUUUUUUUCGAUUUUAAGUUUGAAUUUGGACAUAAGAUGUAAUAAUACUUCAAGGUGUUUUGACAGAACUAAAACAAGAAAACAUGAAUGGAGGAUUAUGAUCUUCUCAGCAAGCUUUCUCAGUGUAUAUGUGUUUUAGUUACCUUGUAUUAAUGUUGUACUUUCACUGCAAAACAUGUAAUAAUCAGGAUCAACAUUAUUCAUUGUAGCAUGUGCAACAAAGCCAACCUAGUUUAGAAGAAAGAAUGAUAAAUGGAUGCCUCCAUUCAACAACCUUGUUAGCGUUUAGGAAUGUUUAUCUUGGAUACCGUAUCUAUUGAUUAUGAUUAAUGACAAUUUAGGAAGGACUAGUGUUUAGGAAUAUGAUGACCAUGUAUGCCUGUCAGCAUCUUGGCAUUACCCCAUCUCUUUUAUGUCAUCAAAUAUGGUAAACUUCGUUUUGUAGAUGUUGAGAGUCAUUCUAGAUAGAUGUUUAUAUAGAUAACCAGGAGCACCAAGUACAAUAUGUUAAUAGUGUCAUCCAUCAGAGGAUAUGCCUUCGUUAAACACUUUUUAAGUAGCCCCCCACCCAAAAAAGAAACAAAUGGGUCGGCUAUGCUUCGUGUAAUUAACAUUAUUGGACCAGAAUAGUAACACGAGGCCGGACCAAAUGUAACAGAUAUUGUUACGAGUUAUAGUGUAGCUUUAGAACCUUCAAAUUUAUAGGUAGAGCAAAAAGUAAGGUCCUACCGGGAGUCGAACCCAGGUC